AUGCAAGUCAUUAAAAUCAUUUUAGCUAUUACUUGUUAUUCCGCAAGUAUAACGGCUUUACCUACCACAAUUAACCGUGCCACCAAAUGCGGUUUUCCAGACGAAAUUGGAGAAAACCUUCUUUUAAAGCGCUCCAGCGAAAUAAGCGGCUCGGCCGGUGCGAAUCACAUUUAUAUGUGCCCAAAAUGCCUUGAUUAUAGGAGUAAAAAUCAGGUUGCCGUUGGUAAUCACGCAUCCAAAUGCAAUGGUAACAGUCACUAG
Molecule: messenger RNA, 261 nt
Organism: Pyricularia pennisetigena
Lineage: Eukaryota; Fungi; Ascomycota; Sordariomycetes; Magnaporthales; Pyriculariaceae
Exons: 2
Coding region: 1-261 (86 amino acids)
Source: RefSeq, a predicted model, not a curated record